CCCGCGGCGCGCGCACAGCACCGGGCGCAGCCGCCGCCGCCGCCUCAGCCGCAGCAGCGCCGAGACCGCCGCGCCCUCCUCGUCCUCCUCUUCCUCCUCCUUCCUCCUCCUCCUUCCUCCUCCCGGAGCCCGCAGCCUCCUCGCCCCUCUUCCCCCCCGGACCCCGCGAAGAUGGUGGACCGCGAGCAGCUGGUGCAGAAGGCCCGGCUGGCCGAGCAAGCCGAGCGAUACGACGACAUGGCGGCCGCCAUGAAGAACGUGACGGAGCUGAACGAGCCCCUGUCCAAUGAAGAGAGGAACCUGCUGUCCGUCGCCUACAAGAACGUGGUGGGGGCGCGGCGCUCGUCCUGGCGAGUGAUCAGCAGCAUCGAGCAGAAGACCUCUGCAGAUGGGAACGAGAAGAAGAUCGAGAUGGUCCGUGCCUACCGCGAGAAGAUCGAGAAGGAGUUGGAGGCGGUGUGCCAGGAUGUGCUGAGCCUGCUGGACAACUACCUGAUCAAGAACUGCAGCGAGACGCAGUACGAGAGCAAAGUCUUCUACCUGAAGAUGAAAGGGGACUAUUACCGCUACCUGGCCGAGGUGGCCACCGGGGAGAAGAGGGCGACCGUGGUGGAGUCUUCGGAGAAGGCCUAUAGCGAAGCCCAUGAGAUCAGCAAGGAGCACAUGCAGCCCACCCACCCCAUCCGGCUCGGGCUGGCGCUUAACUACUCGGUUUUCUACUACGAGAUCCAGAACGCGCCGGAGCAGGCCUGCCACCUGGCCAAGACAGCCUUCGACGACGCCAUUGCCGAGCUGGACACCCUCAACGAGGACUCCUACAAGGACUCAACGCUCAUCAUGCAGCUCCUCCGCGACAACCUAACGCUCUGGACGAGCGAUCAGCAAGACGACGACGGCGGAGAAGGCAACAACUAGACCCCCCCGAUGGACUGGCAGCCGCACGCUGAUGCUAACUACUGCAGUCUUUAUUUUUUUCCCACGAGUGGGGGGGGGUCCGGGGUGGGGGAGGGAAAGGGAGGGGACACCUUCCCAGGGAGGCCCCCCACAACCUGUCUUUGAUUGCCUCGUUGACAUUUUUGCCAAAACACCACUAGUGGAAGUCAGGCUGGCUGUGCUGGUAUGGAAUAGCAGCCUCACUGGCAUAUGGACUGUUCUGUAGAUUAUUAAUACAAGUGGAGCUGUCUUUAAUUUAACUUUAUUGCUAGAAAUAAAAAAAGGGUUUUAAGACGAAUUUGCGUGGAUGGAAUGGCCCUCAUUUUUAAGGAAAGCAACGCAAAAACAUUUGAAAAAAAAAAAAAAAGGGAGUUCUGUGGUUCCAGUAAGGCUUUGAGCGUUUGUUUCCGCAGCCCAGGUGCCGUGUGCCCACACCACGUCGCGGGGCCUCUCUCUGCAGCGCUCUGCCUGCCAGGGCACAGCUGCAAAUCCCCAAAUUGAGAAGGAAUUAAAAAUAAAACCAACAAAACUAAAGAAUUUGGGGCUUGCAAAGCCCUGGGAUUUAGGCCAUCCAAUAUUUUUUCCUUUUUUUUUUUUUUUUUUUUUUGGUUGAGAUAUUUAUUAGGGUGUAGCUUACAGUAUUAACACUAAAUUGCAGUUUACAGUAUUUCUACAUUACAGCCAUAUGACAUCAAGCCUUUGAUUGUCUGUUUUUCUUUCUUUUGCUAGUUCUUUUGGCUUGCCUUCCUGAGCAGUCCUCGCCUGUGGACUGGCUUUAGCUAUUCUGUGUCGCCCAAGGCAAGAAGACCGCCCGCCCGAGGAACAUCAAAGCUGCUCUAGUUUUUUGGUCAACAGCUUAACAGGUGCUUGGCUAGCGGCUGUUUCAACUAUUUUAAGUCCACAGCAAAAGGUUUAAGAACUUAAUUAGACAAAGGGGGAAGUGUUUAAACUUAAAAAUGCCACUUAAAUAAAAAACCAAUAAAAAAAUAUUUAAAAAAAGAGCAUUCAGGUCUGUAUGUCAUGUACUGUGUUUGGUAUUUCAAAAGACCAUCCUGAUUUAAGGUGCCACAGCUGCUUCCUCAGGGAUUGCACUGCCAUUUCACUCUGCCUGACUUUCUCCCACUGUACCAUGAGGUUUGUCAGCAGAUCUCCAGCACCCAGGGCUCCCUUGUUUGUCACCAGGGAAGCCGGGUGUGUUUUCUUUUCUCCUGGGGAAGCUUGUGGUGUAAUGAGUGAACUUCAGGAGCUUAGACGCUAAUUUGGUAGAGAAAUUCCUCAAGGGAAGAGCUACAAUCAUAGACAUUUCUGUCCACCAUCGGGAGCCCAGAACUUAGUUCUCUUCUUAGCAAAAUCUUUUCUGAGUCUGUCUGAUCCGGCCGGGGGUGGGAGUUGGGGCAUCUGAAUUGCUUAGCAGGUACUACUUACCCCAUUUUGAGUAACUUUAGCUUUAAUUUUGAUUUUUUCCAUGGUUGUUGGAGGUUCACUGCUGUUCUCUGGCUCGCGGAGUGCUGCGCCCUGCAGCGCUUCCCCCAGCGCUGCGCAGUGAGGAGAAACCGCGCUCGUGCUUUAAUUCCUUGUCGUGAUUCUGAGGCUGAUUUUGGAACCAGGCUUUCCCUGUCCCUUGCGAGAGCCAGCCCGACACGGCGCGUUGUGGUGAGGCACACACGGCACCGCCGCUCCCGCUGCCGGGGCCCGGGGGGACGGACACGGCUCCGGCCCCUCCCGCCGGCCCCGAGCCGCUGCCCGGGAGCGCCUCAGCCCCAGCCCUGCCCGGCACGGCUUUGUUUAGGCCGGGUUUCCCCGGCACGGCUUUCUUUAGGCCGGGUUUCCCCGGCACGGCUUUCUUUAGGCCGGGUUUCCCCGGCACGGCUUUCUUUAGGCCGGGUUUUCCUGCUCCGAGUGUCCCCCAGGGAAUUCGGGGCGCAGCAUCCCGCGGCCAGGGGUGUGCGGUGCCGGGACCGGGAGAUGCUUUAGGCUUCUGACCUCCCUCUCAUCGACCCCCGUGUCCCGUGAGCAGUGUUGUCCCAGCUGUGUAAUUGGAAGUGAUUUACUGGAAUUACAAAACCUAUCUUUUUUUUUUUUUCUUUUUCUCCAAAUAAUUACUACUCUUUUUGGCUUUUUGCUCUGGCUGCUUUAGGAAACUUAUGCAGGAGAGAUGGCACAAGAGGGCUAAAAACGGAGUGGGGGUCAGGGACUUGAUUUUUAAGCAGCUUGAAUGGUUUCUUUAAUUUUUUAAGAGAUGCACUUGCCUAUGAUACUGUCUCUCCAGUGAAAUGAUUACUGCUCCAUUACUCUAUUGAUACAAUAUUGUGCAUGCUAGUGUCGUAUUUCUAUACAGUAGCUUGAAAUUUAUUAACUUAUACUGUAGAUGUUAUGUAUUCCUAUGACAAAAUAGUCUUCAAAAAUUUUUUAAAGUUUUUUAAUUUAUUUUUCUUUCCUUUUUUUUUUUUUCGGGGGUAAAGUUUGCUCUACCAAAUAGUGAUCGUAACAAACUGAUCUGUUAUGGAUGUUGCUAUAGUGACAUGCAAUUAUAUAUGAUUUUGUUUUUAAAAAGGAAAAAAAAAAAGCAAAAGAAAACACCAGUGUUAGCUUAAUCUUAAUGUCUGGUGUUCGUCAUGGUGAAAUUAUAACUAUUACAGUGUAGGAGAACAAUGACUGUGUUCUUUGAAUGAGCCUUUGUUUGUGCUUUUUGUCAUGUUAUGCAGUGAACUAUUUUUAAGGUCUAAUCAGUGAUUAUUUUUCCAACUCCGUGUUUCUGUAAGGAAUUAUUUCACACACGGACCAUUCUUAGCAGUUUUUCCUCAGUGAUGGAAUAUCAUGAAUGUGAGUCAUUAUGUAGCCGUCGUACAUUGAGCAAAUAAACUUACAGAUCUGACGUCA
Molecule: messenger RNA, 3813 nt
Organism: Vidua macroura (Pin-tailed whydah)
Lineage: Eukaryota; Metazoa; Chordata; Aves; Passeriformes; Viduidae
Gene: YWHAG
Product: tyrosine 3-monooxygenase/tryptophan 5-monooxygenase activation protein gamma
Exons: 2
Coding region: 172-915 (247 amino acids)
Biological process (GO): signal transduction
Cellular component (GO): cytoplasm
Molecular function (GO): protein kinase C binding
Source: RefSeq, a predicted model, not a curated record